CGCUGCUUGUCAUGUCUUCAACACCCAAAGCCGAGGAUUUCCCCUCGCAGUCAACGGAAACAUUGAAUGAGACCGCUACCCUUAGGAACGCGCUUCCAAAAACCAAAUCCAAGGGGCAUCACAGACCCAGACGUGCUUGGGUGUAUGGCUUCUGGGUGAAGUGGAGACAUUUCCGCCGGCUUUCUGAGAAGUACGGCCUCGAUUGGCAGAAUCACCCAGUGGCCGUGUCCUUCGACAUAUUUGACCAUCUAUGGGCUGCGGCGCGUGUAUUGUGUCGCAUCCGCGGUGUUAAUUAUCAAGGGAAAAGGGCUAUGAUACUAGUGUUCGCGGAGGAUGAUGACAGACGAAGAUUGAAGAAAAACAAAUAUUCGGCAAAGCAAAUGGAUAGGUUUCGGAAGGAGUUGGGGCUUCCAAAAGGGACCAAACCACGGUGGUUCGAGGUCGACGGCGAGAAUUACGAUCCAGAUGUAGCUCUUGAGAGUGAAGACGAGGAGUUCCCCGACGCCCUCGAUGAGCACCCGAGUUUCAGGGCGGCAGAUCGAACUUUAAGAGAUAUUGCUGACGAACUAGCCAUGAUGGAAGAGGAGGAGGCUUAACACUGCAGCUGUGAAUUGCUUCAAUUGCAGCAUUUCUUACGAGUUUAACGUGUACUCCUUUUUGUUUUGUAUAUCAAACCCUAGC
Fomitiporia mediterranea MF3/22 is the source of this 681-nucleotide messenger RNA. RefSeq lists its product as uncharacterized. The record is from RefSeq and is a predicted model, not a curated record. The transcript has 2 exons. The coding region runs from base 12 to 596 and encodes 194 amino acids. Lineage: Eukaryota; Fungi; Basidiomycota; Agaricomycetes; Hymenochaetales; Hymenochaetaceae.